Messenger RNA from Aspergillus melleus, 600 nucleotides. Its product is annotated as alpha/beta fold hydrolase. The transcript is spliced from 5 exons. The coding region runs from base 1 to 600 and encodes 199 amino acids. Lineage: Eukaryota; Fungi; Ascomycota; Eurotiomycetes; Eurotiales; Aspergillaceae. Gene Ontology annotation, cellular component: mitochondrion. The record is from RefSeq and is a predicted model, not a curated record.
AUGCACACCUCCGCUUCCCGUGCAACUUCCAGAGUCCCCCUGGCCUACGAAGUACAUGAGCCAAAGAGCAAAGGACCAGACGAACAUCGACCCCCGAUCAUUUUUCUCCAUGGAUUCCUGGGAUCCAAGAGGGAGAAUGCGCGGGUAAGCAGGCUUUUGUCGCAAGAUCUAUCGCGACGGGUGUUUGCUCUGGACCUCCGGAACCAUGGUGACUCAGGCCACCACCAGAGGCACGACUACAUGGAGAUGGCAUUGGACGUUGAGUCAUUCAUCAAGAAGCACAAAUUUGAGAGCGCAACAGUCAUCGGUCAUUCGAUGGGCGCUAAAGCAGCAUUGACUCUAGCUCUUCAUAAUCCCGACAUUGUGUCAAAUGUCGUUGCGGUCGACAACGGCCCAAUUGCUCUGCCCAUACCGAGCGAUUUCAAAAGGUAUAUGGAAGGCCUGGCAGAGGUAGAACAGGCCCAUGUCCGAACUCAUGCGGAGGGAGAGCGGAUUCUUGCAAAAUUCGAGGAGGCACUCCCCAGUUGUACGACUAUUUCUGCUGAGCAACUUUAUCAAGGACAGUCACCACAAAUACCUAAGGUCACGUCUUCCCCUUGA